Molecule: messenger RNA, 1065 nt
Organism: Cornus florida
Lineage: Eukaryota; Viridiplantae; Streptophyta; Magnoliopsida; Cornales; Cornaceae
Product: F-box protein CPR1-like
Exons: 3
Coding region: 1-1065 (354 amino acids)
Molecular function (GO): protein binding
Source: RefSeq, a predicted model, not a curated record
AUGCUUGAAGUACUAUCAAGAUUACCGUUCAAAACCCUUCUACAAUUGAGGUGCGUAUCAAAAUCAUGGCGUGCCCUAAUCGACAGCCCAUAUUUCAUCAAAUCACAUCUAAAUCGAUACAUGGUGACCAACACCAACCUCAACCUGAUUUGGUGUCCAAAAAAAAUACCAACAGAAACAAAUCAUGAUUUAUUGGGGUUAAACUCCAUAGAAAUUGAUUCUCUAGAUCAUUCUGUAGACCUUGACAACCCCAUAAAGAGCGGGGAAAGUGGGGAAAGUAAAAUUCGACUAAUUCAAGGGUCUUGCAAUGGCUUGCUAUAUUUGACCUCCAAGUUCUCCAACUCAGAGGAACUCAUUGCCUUGUGGAACCCAUCGACCCGAAAGCACCAGAUGUUGAUGGUCGCAUCGAUUGAGCUCACAAGAGAACGUUCCACUUAUCGGGCUAUCGUGUUUGGGUUUGGGUAUGAUUGUGUCCAUGAUGAUUACAAGGUAGUGAGGAUGGUGGAGUUUUAUGGAAAAGAUAAUGAUUCAUUUGAAAUUCAAGAUUUUCCUUAUUAUCUAUGGUACCCUACAGAGAAAGGUGAGUUUGCUAGUGGGGCUUUGCACUGGGUUGUGCGUCCAAAACCGGAAUCCGAUAAGUCCAGGUUGAUUGCUGCUUUUGAUCUUGGGGAUAAGGAAUAUCGGUUGGUGCCACAGCUUGAUUAUUCCGUUGUAAAUUUGCAUAUGAAUGUAGUGGUUCUAGAAGGAUGUCUUUGUCUAGUUUGCAACUAUGUCAGUGUUCAUGUUGACAUAUGGGUGAUGAAGGAGUAUGGAGUUAAGGAGUCUUGGACUAAAUUAUUUUCUGUUGCGCAACCCACUACUAUUGAGAAGUUUGAUUGGGUGUGGCCUUUGGCUUAUUCACAUAGCCAUAAGAAAGUACUAAUGGAACAGGAUAAUAAAAGGCUUCUUUGGUAUGACCUAGAAAAGAAAACAGUCGAAUAUAUUGAGAUUCAUGAAGUAGAACCAUGGCUCAAGUUAAUACCGUUGCCUGCCGGACAUACGAGCGUAGAGUACGGCAAUGAGUAG